UUGAGACGUGGACAAAAUUUGGCCGAGAGAGACGAGGUGAGAUAAUAUAGACCUAGAAAAAAAAACGUAUUAAAAUCUGCACGUUAAAUAGUGGAUUAUAUUCAGUAGACUAUAUUAUAUGUAGUGGACUAUAUUCAUUAAGGUUACUAAAUAUGCGAGAGUUCAUGUUAACAACAGACCUUCGCUGGAAUUUUUUUUACAUCUCGCAGGAAAUUUUGUCAUAUUACAUAAUUUGCUAAAGCCUGGUUUCCAUAUGGUUGUAAUGGUCGUAUAAAUAGAGUCACGAUCUUUCUCAGCGGCCAGUUUAUAAUAGGUUAUACCUGUAAACCACAUAUAAAUCAUAAAUAUUCUCUAGUUCUAAUUAAUCACUCCGCAUAUUUUUAGUUCUAAAACGUUGUAUUUCGGCUGAUGAGAAAAAUUGUGACUCAAUCUUUACGACCGUUAGGACUAUAUGGAAACCAGACUUUAUUGUUAAAAUUCAAAAAUCGUUUUGCAAGUCGAGAUUGCCUUCUGCGUCAAGUGUCUUUGUCACAAUGUCCUACACGAUACCUUCUCUGGAAUCUGGUUAUGCAAGAAGUUUUAUAUUUGAUUUACACCGCAGGAAAUUUUUAUUUUUGGAUUUUGCUGAUAAAUAUAUUUUCUAUGCCAGUCUCCUCCAAUUAUUGUGGAUUUUGUAGUUCAACGGGUAAAUCGGUGGACUAUUCCGGUAAAUUUCUGAAAGAUGAGAGUUCAAAUUUCGUGUAUUUAUAUACAGGGACGCCGGAACUGGGGGACAGGAGGGGCAGCCGCCCCCGUUGCCCUUCAGCAGGAGGAGCGAGGGGAACAAAGGUGCCCUUUCAAUUUAAAGGAUUGCCUUGGUGAAAUAGCGAAUUGUCAGAUAUAUUAGUGCAAUUCUUUUACGAAUUUGCUUCAGAAAAGACAAGAAAUGCAGUCAUUGAGCUUCAAGAAUAGCACAAUCGCCUGGCGGAGAACCCCUCACACCCCUAUCAUCUAAUAAAUAGAAAACAUGAUUAGGCGAAGUUCAAUUCCCGAUGUUUUGCAAACAUCUCUUAGUAUACACCAAUUCAAAAGUGCCCUUUCACGAAAAUCUGCCCCCCUUGCCCUCACAUCGUUCCGGCGUCCCUAUUUGUAUAGAAAAGUAUAUACGCUAGUCGUACAUGUAUAUAUCUCCACGAACGAAUUUAUUUGUUCGAUGUUAAUACAAACUGCAGUCAUCAGAUCUUGUAUCAUCUAUUAUAUAUAUAAUAAGUAACCACGAAUUAACAAUAGAUUAUUUAUCAGGAUUUAAUUUAGUAUUAUCAAUCAGCCAUUAUUGAUCAUGAUCAAAACCAUUAUUGAUCAUGAUCAGCUAUAAUCAAUCAUUUUAUACUUAUCACGCGUGCACCAACAAUCAUCAUAAACCGUCAUUCAUCAUCAUCAACUAUCAUCAAAACCUAAAGCCAACCACCUGCAUAACACGAGACAAAGAGAUCACAUUCAUCUCAGCAAACCUAGUACCAAUUGGGGAAAGCAGAAACUUCUAUACCAAGCUUGUAAGGAGUAUAAUGAUUUGAACAAAAACAUUAUGUCAAUUAACCAUCUAGCUAGUUUUCAUACUGCACUUCUUAAAUCUCCAUAGUAUAAUCGAACGCAUUUUGCAAAUAGCUCUUCUUUGUAAUAUAUAAUUAUCUUAGUUCUAUAUUUUAAAACGUUUCUUGUUUAUAUAUAUACAUCGCAUAUAACCUGCAUGCAUAUUAUUAUUGUAUAAUCUUUUGUAUUUGUAUAGUUUUCUCAGGGACCUUCUGAAAAACACAACUUGUGAUGUUGGUUUUCCUGAAUAAAUACUAUUAUCAAUCAAUCAAUCAAUCAAGCAUCGUCAUAUGUCAUCUGACUAAGUCAGCUUCCGAAAAUGGAAGUGGUUCUGCGGGUCGCAAUGUGAAAAAUUGAAUCUGAUAAUUCGUUAGUAAUUGAUUUUUUAUGUACGUAUAUAGUGUAUUUGUCUAACAUUUAGGAUCGCAGUAGUUGGCGCAAGCUAUUGCGAUUGCGGCCUGCCAGUUUUUGUGUUAACGUUGUUUGAAUCUGGCAAAGUUAAUAAAUUAAAUUAAAUAUAGCAUAUAUAGCAUUAUCUUCAAUAAAUCACCAUAAUGAAUAAUUAUUAAUUAAAAGUUAUAUUAAAGACCAUGUCAAGUCGAGUUUUGCGCAUCAGUUCUGCUCAUAACAAAGGGGGACUCACAGAUACAAACACUGCCCAAAUUUUGCCCCUUUCGAACCUUUUUGAAUUGAAACGUACUCUAGUUUAUAUUCAAAUACAAUUGCGAACCAGAAAAGUGUUAGAUAUUCAGUAUAUCUUAUUCUACAGAUAUAGCAGUUCAAAAUGUAAACAAAGGAUUUGUUUACAUAAUGGUCUUUAACAUUAGACAUUUCAUUUUUCAUUAGCUCACAUCUGGACCAAGACGUAACCUUCCAACAUAUCACGAAGCUGUCGAUGACUUUAGACGAGAGGACGUCCCCCCGGUCGGCAACGACCACAGAGUAGAUACCAGAAGAGAGAGAGAGCCGGAACGGGGCGAGCGACCGAGUCAAGUUCGAAGCACGAGUCCUGAACAAGACUACGAAGAACUAUGGCAUGCGAAAAGUGGCGCGAAAACUCACGCUCUGACGCCACAAAUGUUGGAGUCAUGUGACACAGGCCACUUUAACAACAUCGCUGAAACCUUGGACCCAACCUUCCAGAGAGCGACUCGUCGCGCGAACGAAGAAGCGGGUGGCGAGCAGGACGAGAGAGCAAGCGGUGGCAAGAGUGCUCCCAUCGUUCCUCCAUUAAAAAGAAAAAUUUCAAGGGAUAAGAACAAAAAAUCGCGGGGGGAAAUAAAUGUGACCAAUAAUAACUGUGAGAUGGAAAUGUCCAUUUUUAUAAAUUGA
Messenger RNA from Paramuricea clavata, 2901 nucleotides. NCBI's taxonomy places the organism in Eukaryota, Metazoa, Cnidaria, Anthozoa, Malacalcyonacea, Plexauridae. The record is from the annotation of a GenBank genome assembly.